CUUGAUUGAUUGCAGCAGGCCAGCAACGAAAGAAAGACGAGACAGAUCAACGGCCUACAUCCUUUCAACAAACUGACCAACGACUUGCUUCUUGUGCCCUUUUUGCUGCUUUUCGUGUCGAGCGCAUCUGCUUCCUUCUUACGCUCGUUUGGAAGGCCACCACCGCCAGGAUCCAAAUUCUUCAACACCGCGUCGCAGUUGCCUUUAUUCGAUUCACAAUCCGUGUCUUCGCAAUAACACUUUUUUUCUUUCAGAAAUGGGUUCGUCACCUCUCCGGUCUUCCUGCCUCCUUGCCUCACUCUGCUCCUCACCGUCUCUCUUCAUUCUACCACAAGCCAUACGUAUCUCAGCCCUCGCCUGAAUUGCAUGAGAUCUCUCGAACUUAUGAACGAGAUGGAGUCAAAAGGCGAGGGUCGUAUGAGCGCAGGCUCCAAGAAUUCUGACAAUUACACCAGUCAAGAAGGACAACCUUCACACUUUACUCUGCCUUCAAUCGAGUCUGCCUUCACUCAGUCGAACAUGGCUGACCUAAAUACAAAUGCAGCUGCGGUGUCUCCAAACGGCGUACGGUCCUCUCCCUCUCCCAGCCUCCCAAAUGGCAAGCCUGCAUCUCCCUAUGUGAAGGAAAGCAACCCCAUGGGAGCCAAUGCAGCCCAGACUGUUAGCUCAAAAGACCCAAAGGCUGCGGCUGCGGCUGCAAAUGAUAUGCGAAAUGUGGUUAGAAGAAAAUUGACAGGCUAUGUCGGGUUUGCAAAUCUUCCCAACCAGUGGCACCGCAAGAGUGUCAGGAAGGGCUUCAAUUUCAAUGUCAUGGUUGUUGGCGAAUCUGGGCUGGGAAAAUCUACUUUGAUCAACACCCUCUUCAACACCUCUCUUUAUCCCCCUCGCGAACGCAAAGGUCCAAGCUUGGACAUCAUUCCCAAGACUGUAUCCAUCCAGUCCAUCAGUGCCGACAUUGAAGAGAAUGGAGUUCGCCUACGAUUGACAGUAGUUGACACACCAGGCUUUGGGGAUUUUGUCAACAACGACGACUCAUGGAGGCCAAUUGUGGAAAAUAUUGAGCAAAGAUACGAUGCAUACCUCGAGGCGGAGAACAAGGUCAACCGAAUGAAUAUUGUCGACAACAGAGUUCAUGCCUGUGUCUACUUUAUUCAACCAACUGGACACUCUUUGAAGCCUUUGGAUAUCGAAGUGAUGCGCCGGCUGCACACCAAGGUCAACCUGAUUCCCGUCAUCGCCAAGGCCGACACCUUGACCGACGAAGAAGUGGCUUUGUUCAAGCAGAGAAUACUUGCCGACAUCCAACACCACUCGAUCCAAAUCUUCGAAGGUCCAAGAUAUGAACUUGACGACGAAGAGACCAUUGCCGAGAAUCAAGAGAUCAUGUCCAAAGUUCCCUUCGCCGUCGUCGGUGCCAACUACGAGGUGACCAACCCUGAAGGCCGUAAAGUGCGAGGCCGUCGCUAUCCAUGGGGUAUCAUCGAGGUGGACAACGAGGACCACUGCGAUUUCGUCAAGCUGCGCCAGAUGCUGAUCCGUACACACAUGGAGGAAUUGAAGGAACACACCAACAAUUCCUUGUACGAGAACUACCGAUCUGACAAGCUUAUCCAAAUGGGCGUCUCUCAAGAUCCCAGCGUGUUUAAGGAGGUCAACCCUGCAGUCAAGCAAGAGGAAGAGAGAACACUCCACGAACAGAAGCUUGCCAAGAUGGAGGCGGAAAUGAAGAUGGUGUUCCAGCAAAAGGUGCAGGAGAAGGAAAGCAAACUGCAACAGAGUGAAGAAGAGCUGUUUGCUCGUCACCGUGAGAUGAAGGAACAACUGGAAAGACAACGCGCCGAACUCGAGGAGAAGAAGGUUCGCAUUGAACAAGGUCGCCCAAUUGAGAAGGAAGGCAAGAGGAAGGGCUUCUCACUCCGAUAGACGUCGACAGCGACGUUCUCGGCAGUGUUUGGCAUGUCCUUCAUUCUCUACUAUUUGCACUUCAGCUCAGCGACGAGACGACGAUGGCGAUACCUUGUUUUCUAAACCACUUUCAUUUUCUCUACACGUCUUGUUGGUAUUGUCUGAAAGUAAGUGACAGACUGGGGCUGUUACCGUCGCUACGUUUUUAAUCACAUACAUGAUUUUCCAAGAUGGAGGGGUUGGAUUGUGCAUAAUGCGAAGGUCCAGUCCUGGUUCAGCACCUCAAAGUAUCUUGAUGGAUGGGGACGGUCAGGUACUUCAUUCACAGCCAUCAUGUAUACCCACCUCACGUUGCCCUGGUGUUUUCUGUGUGUGUGUGUGUGUGUGUGUGUGUGU
Exophiala xenobiotica is the source of this 2301-nucleotide messenger RNA. RefSeq lists its product as uncharacterized. NCBI's taxonomy places the organism in Eukaryota, Fungi, Ascomycota, Eurotiomycetes, Chaetothyriales, Herpotrichiellaceae. Gene Ontology annotation, molecular function: GTPase activity; GTP binding; molecular adaptor activity. The record is from RefSeq and is a predicted model, not a curated record. Gene Ontology annotation, cellular component: septin complex; cell division site; microtubule cytoskeleton. The transcript is spliced from 4 exons. Bases 367 to 1923 code for a protein of 518 amino acids. Gene Ontology annotation, biological process: cytoskeleton-dependent cytokinesis.